Antechinus flavipes (yellow-footed antechinus) is the source of this 4986-nucleotide messenger RNA. RefSeq names its product kinesin family member 24 (gene KIF24). Bases 18 to 4220 code for a protein of 1400 amino acids. NCBI's taxonomy places the organism in Eukaryota, Metazoa, Chordata, Mammalia, Dasyuromorphia, Dasyuridae. Gene Ontology annotation, biological process: microtubule-based movement. The transcript has 12 exons. Gene Ontology annotation, molecular function: ATP binding; microtubule binding; microtubule motor activity. The record is from RefSeq and is a predicted model, not a curated record.
UCUAUCAAUCUACAAUAAUGGCAUCAUGUUUGUUUGACUGUCUUUGUGAGGUAGAACUUGGAAAAUAUUACCCUCAUUUUGCUGCCUUUGGCCUUCAGAAAAUAGAUGAAUUAGCUAAAGUCACAAUGAAAGACUACUCCAAAUUGGGAAUCCACAAUAUGAAUGACCGUAAGCGCCUCUUCCAGCUCAUUAAAAUCAUUCAAAUUAUGCAGGAAGAAGAUAAAAUCACUAACACCCAGCAAGAUAUUCCAACAAGUAACCUCCGUGUCUCUCCUCAAGGGGCCAGAUCAGGACCUCGAAGGCAACUGUGCUUUGAUGCUUUUGUUGACAAAAAAGACCAAACUGCUGAGGAUUUUGCAUUUGACACAUGUAGUCUCUCAGACUUCUAUUCAGCUGAAGACAUUUUGCCAGGUGAUACUCAGUAUAAUAAAAAAACAAGAACUCCUGGGGCUGCAGGUGCUGAUAUGGGUGUGCAAACAGAAACAAACAGUACAACUUUGUUUUCAUCAAAUAACAUUUCUUCACUAUUAGGGGAUAUUGAAGUCCCUACCAUACAAAGAGUCACUCACAUGUCUGGAUAUAAUUAUGGAGUCCCCCAUUCUUAUGUCAGAGAGAAUAUCUCAGAGAAGGAUAAUGUUUGGACAGAAACUGAGAAAAUUAGAGUAUGUGUACGGAAACGCCCUCUAGCUUUGAGGGAAGAACGGCGUGGAGAAAUUAAUAUUAUUACUGUAGAAGAUAAAGAAACUUUACUUGUCUAUGAAAAGAAAGAGGCAGUUGACCUUACCCAGUAUAUUCUACAGCAUGUUUUUUAUUUUGAUGAAGUCUUUGGUGAGACAUGCACCAAUCAAGAUGUUUAUAUGAAGACCACUCACCCACUCAUUCAGCAUAUUUUUAAAGGAGGAAAUGCCACUUGCUUUGCAUAUGGACAGACAGGGGCUGGAAAGACUUAUACCAUGAUAGGAACUCAUCAAAACCCAGGACUCUAUGCUCUUGCUGCUGACGACAUCUUUAAGCAAAUAGACCAAGCCCAGCCAAAGAGAGACCUCUCUGUGUGGAUUAGUUUUUAUGAGAUCUACUGUGGACAACUUUAUGAUCUUCUAAAUGGAAGGAAAAGACUUUUUGCAAGAGAAGAUAGUAAACAUGUUGUACAGAUAGUGGGACUCCAAGAACUUCCAGUGGAUAGUGUGGAUCUACUUUUAGAGGUUAUUUUGAAGGGUGGCAAGGAACGUAGCACUGGUGCUACUGGAGUCAAUUCAGAUUCUUCCCGUUCCCAUGCUAUUAUCCAAAUUCAGAUAAAAGAUUCAGCCAAGAGAACCUUUGGAAGGAUAUCUUUCAUUGAUUUGGCUGGAAGUGAGAGAGCAGCUGAUGCCAGAGAUUCAGAUAAACAAACAAAAAUUGAAGGUGCAGAAAUAAACCAGAGUCUUCUAGCUCUAAAAGAAUGCAUCCGUGCAUUGGACCAGGAGCAUGCUCAUACUCCCUUCAGACAAAGCAAAUUGACUCAGGUACUGAAGGAUUCUUUUAUUGGUAAUUCCAAAACCUGCAUGAUUGCCAAUGUAUCACCAAGCCACGUGGCUACAGAGCAUACCUUGAACACAUUACGUUAUGCUGACAGGGUGAAAGAACUGAAAAAAGGAAUUAAAUGCUGUACCCCAGUUACCAAUCGAAAUCGGUCAUCUGGACAUAUGUCUCCAAAACGGAUUCAGUGUUCACCUUCAGUGCUGGUAGCAGACAAGUGCUCUCCCAAAAAAGUGAAGUUAGGAUUUCAGCAACCUCUCACUUCGGCCUUCAGCAGUACUCGAGCAAAGUGCUGUCCUUUAACCUUUCAUUCAGCCAGUGUCCCUUUUUCUUCUACCCCCAAAGGCAUGGGCAGAGGGAAUGGCUCCAAAGGAAACUUUAAUCAUGUAUGUGUCACCCCCAGUACUCCUCUUAAAGAAUCUACAAAGGCAGGGUCUCCCACAAAGAAGAAGACAGAAGAUUCUACAUUGGGUUUUGAGAAGCUCUGUCCUAGCGGGGGCCUUGGGGGCACCUGUGUGCCAGGCAAGUGCAAAAAAACACGAUUAGUGCAACCAGUGCAAAAGCAACUUGUGUCCCGAGGUGAAUUCUCUUUUGGUGAGCCCCACCAUGGGGGGCAAUGUAGUCAGACCUGUGAGAAGGUACUCCCCAAACGCUGCUCUGAAGCUUGGACUACUAUACCUCCUCAUCAGAAAGACAGGGAAGCACAUUUGCGGUUUUACCACCAGCAGUUUCAGCAACCACCUCUUCUUCAACAGAAGUUAAACUACCAGCCACUGGAACAGUUUUUAUGCCAGUACAACUCCCAAGAUAUUAAAGUCCAACAAGAUACAUCUCCUUUACUUCCUUCUUACUCUCAAAACCAAGAUAUCACACAGCUGGAAGACCUAGAUGACAGUGAUUUCAGUGAAGAUUCUUUUUCACCCAUUUCUAACCAAAGGACAGCCAAGAGAAGAAACACUCAGAAUUGUAGUGAACAUUCAUUUUUCCUUCAUCAGAGAGAAGAACAAGGAACUGAGGAUCAGAAAGCUGAAAAUGAACAGAGUUUGUUUUUUAACUGCACAAUAAAUACUCAGGAGAAUGAUCUGAAUGAAAAUUGGGUUUUUACCAAUAAUCCAGCCAGUUUAGAUACAGCAGAAGUAAAUAAAAGGCACCACAACAAUAAGAUUCUUUCUGAUUGGAGCAUAGAAGAUGACUCUACUUCUUCAGACUCCUCUCCAAGUGACAACAUGGCAGAACAACCUUACUGCUCACAAGUUGAUUUUAUUCCUAAUAGGAGAAGUAAUCGAGCAUUUGACCAUACACAUAUCCCUUUCAAAGAUGAGCCUCGGCUCCAAGCUGAUGGCACUUCAUCACCACCAGAAAAGGACACAUCCACAUUCUCAGUGUUAAACCUUGCAGAUUAUGAGUCUCCAUAUCAAAGAAAUUCAGUCAUCUUAGCACAGGAAGAAAGCAGCAAUAGCAGCCAAACUCAGUUAACAAAACCCAUCAAAAAAAGUAACUUGCCUGCUGAAGGAGACUUUUGUGAAAGAUCAGGAGCAUCAGCAGAAUCAGCUUCCUCAUCAGUGGCCCCUCUUACCAUGUCUCUUCUUGAGAGCACAGACAGAGAAACUUCUAAUAAACCCCUUCUUAAUCAGAUGCCAAAAUCUCAUCAGAGAAGAAAAUGGGUACUGGAAUUGAGUACACCAAAUCCUGACAAGGAGAUCAAAACUCCCAAUACAACCAAAGAUCUCACAGCAGAAAAUACCAGUACGCUAUUGGGUCUGGACAAACCAAUAUUGGCUUCUGAUAGCAAGGCAGCUCUGCUGCUGUCUCUCCACUCAGAGGACCAGUGGUAUUUGUCAGCCUGUGCUGCUACUGAGCCUGCUGGUGAUCUCUCAAAUCUGUCUUUGGCAGGGCUCUAUCAGGGCUCAGUUAAUGAUCUGUCGAUAAGUGAAGCCAGUGUAGAAGAGCUCUUGGAGAACAAAAUGGGAACAAUGGCCUUCAGAAACAUAAAGUGUCAAGACUAUGUAAACAGCAAGCAUUAUGAUGCAGAUACAGAAGAAACCAAGCUGAGCUGGGAUUUGAGCUCCCCAGAAAAGCCCGACCCUAACAAGGGAAGUCCAGGAGCCAUUGGGGAGUCAGUUUCUCCCAUGGUUCCUGCAGAUAUGCCUGAAAAAGGGUUUUCAAGCACCCCAGAGGCUCUUACCAAAACCAGAAGCAUUUGUUCUUCUGCCCAGGUCUUAGACCAACAGAACAAGCUCCAGAAAUCUGAAAACCCAGUCAAAUUGUCUUUUAGUACUGAGGAAAUUAGGCAGCUAAAACAUAGACUGAUGCAGAGCAUCUUUACCCAGACAGGCCUUCUUGGGGGACAUGAUAAUCACAAGAAUUCUUUGGCAAAUCACACUUCAGAAAACCAAUCUACCCUUGGUAGUCAAAGCAACACAUUCCAGAUUGUGAAAGAGAGGCAUGAGGAAACCCUGAAACAAGCACAACAGGUUGUCAUUCAAGCCCACCAGGAACAGCUGGACAAAAUGGCAGAAUUGGAUUUCAAGGAGGAGAGUUUGAUCAAUCAGAUGUCAGCAGCUGAUUUUGAAGACUUUGUGACCCAGCUGGAUGAAAUCAUGGUCCUGAAAUCCAAGUGUAUCCAGAGCCUCCGAAGCCAACUGCAGUUCUACCUUGCUUGUUGCGGGCCUGAAGCUUCCCUAGAGAAAACGUCAGCCUCUUAGACUCGAGGGUCCUUUGGAGAGGUGGAGAGGGCUUUGGGGGUGGGGAAGGAAUACCCCCGCAUGCCUUGACCAUGCCAACAACUUAUUUCUAUUCUGCUUCCUUUAUGACUAGUACACAAUUGAGUUAAGGGAAGACAGGGUAGAGUAUACCCGUGUAGAAGAGGUGUCGGCUCUGUGGAGUAGCACCCUGCAUCUCUGGCAAAUGAAUCCUCAUGCCCAAUGAUCCUAGCCUUCAUGUGGACAUGCCAUGUGGCAGUGAUCUUUAAGAUAAUGCGACGGCUUUUUUUGUAGGACACAAAAUGUCUGUCGCUAAGUGAACAGUCCCAUCCAAGAUGAAGAAGAUACUAGAUGGAGAUGCUGGAAGGUUGCUGCAUAUGAGUGAACAGGACAACCAAAAGAGUUGGACACAGAGCAUUUAGGGAAAAGAACUUUGUUAUGAGUUGCUUGGUCAGCUGCACACUUCUUUUAGGAGAACAGAAUUUGGUUCCAGGGUCUGAUAAUUAGCAAAAGCAUAAGUGAUAUAAAUUGUCUAGAAUCUUCUGAGAAGCUUGGACUCUCAAGUGAAGGAGGAAGGUAUACCAUUAGUUGAUGGUCCCUUUAUUCCUUGGAGGUUUUGGCAAAAUUGAAGAGUUCUCAGUCUAAGUCCAGAUCCUCCUGAAUUCCAGGGAUUAUAGAGACUAAGAUUGAUUUGAGUUUUUAAGUUGACUGUUUAGUGAGAUCACAUUAAAUUUGAUUUGUAUUUAAUAAAAGAGGUCUGAUUUCCACA